Hipposideros armiger (great roundleaf bat) is the source of this 2018-nucleotide messenger RNA. RefSeq names its product chemerin chemokine-like receptor 1 (gene CMKLR1). Gene Ontology annotation, biological process: phospholipase C-activating G protein-coupled receptor signaling pathway; inflammatory response; complement receptor mediated signaling pathway. The transcript is spliced from 3 exons. Bases 490 to 1596 code for a protein of 368 amino acids. Gene Ontology annotation, molecular function: G protein-coupled receptor activity; complement receptor activity. The record is from RefSeq and is a predicted model, not a curated record. Gene Ontology annotation, cellular component: plasma membrane. NCBI's taxonomy places the organism in Eukaryota, Metazoa, Chordata, Mammalia, Chiroptera, Hipposideridae.
GGGAGCGGUCAGAGGGAGUCCAGGCACUGUGCAGGGUCUUGAAUGUCCCAUCCAAUUUUCUGGGUGGUCCAAUACAUCCCGUUUCGCCGAAACAGCAUCUCGUUGUCCCCAGGCCACGUCCUUUCCAAACUCAGUGCUUAAACUUGAACAUUAAGACAAUGGAAGACUUCAGACAAUCUCAAAGCUAAUUGAAUUGGAAAUUCUAACUUGGCACGUUGGUUUGUGGCUUCCUGGGUUGUCUAAUCCAUAAACCAACUCAGAGAAGAGGCUAUUUCUUUGCACUAGUGGCUUGUUUGACUGCAGGAUGGGUCGUCUCUCCUACCACGCCCAGGACGUGCUGACAGAGGUGUUUCCAGCUGUGCACAGGGACUGAUUGGCUGAGAGCCCACGCGGGAGAGCUUCAGACACCGUAACAGUGACUGGUGAGGGACUCUUGUGGUCUGAACUCCUGUUUCCAAAAGGCACCAGCGGGGGACCGCUGACAAGAGAAUGGGGGACGUGGAUUACAACGACUCCUACGAUGACUACCCUGAUGAGGUCAGCACCAUCAUGGUUCUGGAGGAUCUGUCCCACCCUGAAAGCAGGGCGGUCAGGAUCUUCCUGGUGGCGGUCUACAGCAUCGUCUGUUUCCUCGGGAUCGUGGGCAAUGGCUUAGUGAUCUUCAUGGCCACCUUCAAGAUGAAGAAGACGGUGAACACCGUCUGGUUCCUCAACCUUGCCGUGGCAGAUUUCCUGUUCAACAUCUUCCUCCCGACCCAUAUUGCCUAUACCGCCAUGGACUACCACUGGGUUUUUGGGACGGCCAUGUGCAAGAUGAGCAGCUUCCUGCUCGUCCACAACAUGUACACCAGCGUCUUCCUGUUGACCGUCAUCAGCUUCGACCGCUGCAUCUCUGUGCUCCUCCCUGUCUGGUCCCAGAACCACCGCAGCGUGCGGCUGUCCUACGUGGCCUGCGUGGUUAUCUGGGUCCUGGCUUUCUUCCUGAGCUCCCCAUCUCUCCUGUUCCGGGACACAGCCCAUCUGAACGGGAAGAUAUCCUGCUUCAACAAUUUCAGCCUGUCCAUGGCCAACUCUUCCCCGGGGUCCGCUAACCCUGGACUGGACUCGGUGGCGUUUGGCCGGCACAUGGGAGUGACCAUCACCCGCUUCCUCUGCGGCUUCCUGAUCCCGGUCCUCAUCAUCACAGCCUGUUAUUUCACCAUCGUCUGCAAGCUGCAACGCAACCGCUUGGCCAAAACCAAGAAGCCCUUCAAGAUCAUCAUGACCAUCAUCAUCACCUUCUUCUGCUGCUGGUGCCCCUACCACACGCUCUAUCUCCUGGAGCUCCACCACGCCGCCAUACCUGGGUCCGUCUUCAGCAUGGGUUUGCCCCUGGCCACUGCCAUCGCUACUGCCAACAGCUGCAUGAACCCCAUUCUGUAUGUCUUCAUGGGGCAGGACUUCAAGAAGUUCAAGGUGGCCUUCUUCUCCCGCCUGGUCAAUGCUCUGAGUGAAGACACGGGCCACUCCUCCUACCCCAGCCACAGGAGCUUUACCAAGAUGUCGUCAAUAAAUGAGAGGUCCUCGAUGAAUGGGAGGGAAACCAGCAUGCUCUGAGCCUCACCUGGGAGACCCCAGUGGACAGUCCCAACCUCGGAGCCCAAAGCUCUGCUUUCUCAAGACUAUGGCAGGAACCUCUUUGGUACCCACCAAUGCCCACUGUGUUUUGCACAGGACUGAACAAUGUUUUGAGCUGGGCAUCCAGGGCUCAGGACCCCUUUCUUUCAGGGGCAUGGUGGACAGGGUGUGUCAUGUGGUUCAGCCUUGGACCAGCAUCCCAUGCUUUUGGGGAGACCAUCCUUGACCGACACAAAGCCAAAAAAGGAGAAUUUAAAAAAAAUUGCCAUGAACUGGGAUCAACGUAAGACAGCGAGAUUACGCUCCCAGGAAUGCCACAAACACUCUAAAGCAGUGGUUCUCAACCUGUGGGUCGCGACCCCUUUGGGGGUCGAACGACCCUUUCACAGGGGUCGCCUAAG